UACCCAUAUCAAUAAUCCAAUGGUGAUCUAACACAAUUUGAGGGCAAUCAAACCUUACUACUCAAACAGCAACGGUCAGUUGAUAAAUCGAGGUAUAAAUGAAAUAGGAGUCGAGUGAAAAUGUCCUACAGAGCUAUUACUAUUCUACCGCCGACAUGAAUCGAGUCGUUCAACAAUGUCUUGACGCUCAUAACGAGUAUCGACGGAAACACGGCGCACCUCCGAUGGUAAUCAGCGAUUCGCUGAUGAGAAUGGCACAAAACUGGGCCCAAAAUAAUGCCAACCGACAAGACAUGGUACAUAGCACUGGCCGUGGCAAUAUCGGCGAAAACCUCUACUGUGCAUACCCAAGUUUUGAAGACGGCCGGAAACCUGUUGAAAAUUGGUACAACGAAAUUAAAGAUUACAGUUUUAACAGACCAGGAUUUAGUUCUGGAACUGGACAUUUUACCCAAGUGGUGUGGAAAGCGAGCAGAGAGCUGGGCGUCGGAUGGGCAACUGGAGGGGACGGCUGGACUUAUUUUUGUUGCAAUUAUUCGCCUUCCGGUAACUUUAAUAACGAUUACGCAGGAAAUGUUCUUCCGCCUGGUACUGUAAGUGACGAGCCGGAAGAAUCCAACGAAGCUGAAGAAGAAGAAGAAGCGGAAGAAGCAGAAGAAGAACCAGAAGCGGAAGAAGAACCGGAAGCUGAAGAAGAACCAGAAGAAGAUCCGGAAGUAGAAGAAGAAUUGACCAACACAAUUGACACAGCUAAAAAAUCUGAUUUUUAUCACCAAGUAUCACACAGGUCUAUUUGUUUUACCAUCCCACGCUAA
Daphnia pulicaria is the source of this 815-nucleotide messenger RNA. Its product is annotated as Golgi-associated plant pathogenesis-related protein 1-like. The coding region runs from base 156 to 815 and encodes 219 amino acids. The record is from RefSeq and is a predicted model, not a curated record. NCBI's taxonomy places the organism in Eukaryota, Metazoa, Arthropoda, Branchiopoda, Diplostraca, Daphniidae. Gene Ontology annotation, cellular component: extracellular region. The transcript is spliced from 5 exons.